UCAAACUCAGAAGCUUCUCAGUUACACUCAGCUCAACUCACACAUACCACCAACAUGUCCUACAACUGCUGCUCUGGAAACUUCUCCUCCCGCUCUCUUGGUGGCUCCCUGCGCUACCCAGGCAACCUGAUCUACAGCAGUAACCUCUGCUCUCCCAGCACCUACCGGCCGGGCUCCUCUCUCUACGGUGGCUGCCAGGAGACCUGCUGUGAGCCCACAAGCUGCCAGACGUCCUACAUGGUGUCCAGCCCCUGUCAGACGUCCUGUUACCGCCCCAGGACCUCUGUGCUGUGCAGUCCCUGCCAGACGACUUACUCUGGGUCUCUGGGCUUUGGGUCCAGGAGCUGCAGUUCCCUGGGUUAUGGAUCUAGGAGCUGCUUCUCACUGGGCUGUGGACCCAGUGGCUUCAGACCCCUAGGCUAUGGAGGCUGUGGCUUCUCUUCCCUGGGCUAUGGAUCCGGAUUCUGUCGUCCAACCUACUUGACUUCUAGGACCUAUCAGUCUUCUUGUUACAGACCAACCUGUGGAUUUGGCUUCUAUUAA
This is a messenger RNA of Carlito syrichta (Philippine tarsier), 543 nucleotides long. Its product is annotated as keratin-associated protein 13-1. The record is from RefSeq and is a predicted model, not a curated record. The transcript has a single exon. Lineage: Eukaryota; Metazoa; Chordata; Mammalia; Primates; Tarsiidae. The coding region runs from base 55 to 543 and encodes 162 amino acids.